Antrostomus carolinensis (chuck-will's-widow) is the source of this 1101-nucleotide messenger RNA. It is a transcript of the gene HPS1, whose product is annotated as HPS1 biogenesis of lysosomal organelles complex 3 subunit 1. The transcript has 9 exons. The coding region runs from base 1 to 1101 and encodes 366 amino acids. Gene Ontology annotation, cellular component: BLOC-3 complex. Gene Ontology annotation, molecular function: guanyl-nucleotide exchange factor activity. The record is from RefSeq and is a predicted model, not a curated record. NCBI's taxonomy places the organism in Eukaryota, Metazoa, Chordata, Aves, Caprimulgiformes, Caprimulgidae. Gene Ontology annotation, biological process: vesicle-mediated transport; melanosome assembly.
AUGGCAGAGGACUUACUCCAGACCUUGGGGCCUCUGGUCCCUGAGGCUUCAAACCCCAGAAGGAUCUUCUUGGACGCCAACCUGCGGGAAGGUUACUGCCCCCUGAUGCCACACACCAUGCACUGCCUCCCACUCUGGCCGGGCAUCUCCCUUGUUCUCCUGACCAAGGGCCCCAUGACGCAGGUGGCCAUCGCCUUGUACCAGCUGCUGGAUGGUUUCUUGGUGCUGGAGAGGAAGCUGGAAGAAGGGCCAGAGGCAGGAUCCCCACGCUCCUUCCCAUUCCUGGCUGAGCUGCGGCAGCGCAUGGACAAGUUUGUGAAGAAGCUGAGUGGGCAGGACAUCCAGAACACCUGGGUGGACCUCAAGAACAAGAUAUUUUCCCGGAGUGAGCCUGCGAGCUCCUUGGAGCUGCUGCAGGCAGUGGCCAACGUGAAGCGGCAGCUCUGCUCCGUGUACCGCCAGCUCUUUCUGGCCUCUGCCAGUCACAGCCUGUCCCAGGGGCUGCGGGACCGUGCCCAGAAGCUGAUGAGGGAGAAGCUGCUGGACUGGCGGGACUUUCUGCUGGUGAAGAGCAGACGCAAUAUCACCAUGGUGUCUUACCUGGAGGACUUUCCUGGCCUGGUGCACUUCAUCUAUGUGGACCGCACAGCCGGGCAGAUGAUGGCACCGUCGCUCAGUGUGACAGAGAAGUCCAGCUCGGAGCUGGGCAAGGGCCCCCUGGCUGCCUUCGUCAAGAAGAAGGUCUGGUCCCUGAUUGCGUUGGCCCGGCGAUACCUACAGAAGGGCUACACAACGCUCAUGCUGCAGGAUGGUGACUACUGCUGCUCCUACUUCCUCUGGUUUGAGAACGAGCUGGGCUACAAGCUGGAGGUGAUGGAGGUGCCGGUUCUCUCCGAUGAUUCUGCUCCCAUCGGGAUGCUGGCAGGAGACUACUACAGGAAGCUGCUGCGUUACUACAGCAAGAACCACCAGGCAGAAGUGGUGAAGUGCUACGAGCUGCUGACCGUGCACCUGGGCAUCAUCCCCUCUGAGCUCGUGGUCCAGCAGGCCUGCGACUUGGCCCGGCGCCUCUGGGAGCCCUCCCGCAUCCCCCUGCUCUGA